AUGCGUAUCCUUGUCUAUUUAUGUUACCGAGGAUACAGUAUAAAGGGAACAUUUUCUGCACGAAAUAAACCUAUAUCUUCAACAAAUUUUCUUCAAGAUAUCCUUGAAAAAGCAAUAUUAAGAUUUUGUCCUGCACGACGACCAAAUAUUUUACUUUCAACUUAUACUGAAUGUAAUGUUCAUUCAUUAUGUAAUACUGCUACAAUUGAUUUUGAAUUACCUGGUAAACAAAAAUUAGGUGUAGGUGAUUUGAAUAUUCCAUGGUUUAAAUUUAAUCUUAAUCGAAUAUUAACUGAAUCAAAUCGAACAGUACGUGUUAUUAAUGCACGUUUUGUUCAUGAUGCAUUUGAACCGAAAUUAGCUGCUACACAAAGAACGUAUCUAUAUCGUUUUCUUGAUGAUUCAUCAAUGACAGUGAUUGAUCAACCAUUAAGUACUUAUUUGUCAUUACCUGUCUCUUUACCUCUUCUUCGUUCAGCUAUAUCACUUAUUCAUAACCGUUUAAUUGAUUAUUCAUCAUUUACAUCACCUGAAGCUCGUGUUCUGUUAAAAAAUACUCAACGUAUUGUAGGAAUUCAACUAUCAGAACAUUCAACUAUAUUUUCAAAAUUAAAAUCUAAUCAUUCAACUAGUUUAUGUCUUCAAUUAACAUGUACAAAUUUUCUCUAUCAAAUGGUACGACGUUUAACAACAGAACUUAUACAAGUAGCACAAGGUCAAAUAACAUUAGAAGAAUUUGAACAAAAAUUACAUUCAUCGAGUGAAAAACAAGAUAUUAUUAAUGAAGAUAAACUUCUUGAUAUCAAUGGACUUUAUCUACAAAAUGUUAUGUAUGAUGAAGAAGAUUUUCAACGUUAUGUUACUUAUACAACAAUAACAACAAUGAAAAAUAAAAUAUAUCCGCUAGCUCCUAUAUUAACAGGAGAAGAAUAA
Adineta steineri is the source of this 933-nucleotide messenger RNA. Lineage: Eukaryota; Metazoa; Rotifera; Eurotatoria; Adinetida; Adinetidae. The record is from the annotation of a GenBank genome assembly.